AUGGCUCUCUCUGAAACUUUAAUGGAGCAACGGACUCUGGAACUACAGCUGGUCUCCGCCAAGAACCUGAAAAACGUGAACCUCCUCACCAAGAUGGACGUCUACGCCGUGGUCUCCCUCAACGGCGACGCCUACAACGGCAAUCAGAAGACCAAGACCAAACCCGUCCCAAACUGCGGCACCGACCCCACCUUCAACUUCACCCUGCACUUCAGCCUCGAUGACUCCCUACUCAUUAAACACAACGUACUCUCCCUCGAGGUCAAGCUCGUCAGCCAGCGCCUCCUUGGUGACAAGGUCAUCGGCGCCGUCCACGUCCCCCUCAAGGAGCUCUUCGACUCCGCCGACCCCAGGGACAUGAAGUUUAUAUCAUACCAGGUCCGGCGACCUUCCGGCAAGCCCAAGGGCGAGCUCACCUUCUCUUAUAAGUUCGGGGAAAAGGUCACGGUGCCGAAGCCGGCCAAGAAGAGUGAGCCGGUGAUGGCGUACCCGGUUGGUGCAACAAAGUCGACGGGUUACCCGCCACAGGGUUACCCGACGGUGCAGCAGAAACCAGCAAAGAAGAAAAGUUCAGGGAUGGGAUUCGGUACUGGGUUAAUUGGUGGGCUGUUGGUUGGAGAUAUGUUGUCCCACAUUGGCGGUGGCGGAUGCGGCGGCGGCGGCGGAUGCGGCGGAGGAUGCGGUGGAGGAUGCGGCGGUGGGGGUUGUGGUGGUUGA
Fragaria vesca subsp. vesca is the source of this 717-nucleotide messenger RNA. RefSeq lists its product as uncharacterized. Lineage: Eukaryota; Viridiplantae; Streptophyta; Magnoliopsida; Rosales; Rosaceae. The transcript has a single exon. Gene Ontology annotation, biological process: defense response. The coding region runs from base 1 to 717 and encodes 238 amino acids. The record is from RefSeq and is a predicted model, not a curated record.